Molecule: messenger RNA, 660 nt
Organism: Penicillium arizonense
Lineage: Eukaryota; Fungi; Ascomycota; Eurotiomycetes; Eurotiales; Aspergillaceae
Exons: 3
Coding region: 1-660 (219 amino acids)
Source: RefSeq, a predicted model, not a curated record
AUGGCCGCCCCAGCUGAUGUCACUAUCAAGAACCUCAGCGGUGAAUGGGAGAUGGAUGCAACGCUGUCCAACCCAGCAGACCCCAUCCUAGCCCUGCAAGGAAUGAGCUGGCUCCUCCGCAAGACCCUCUCCUAUGCAACCGUAACCCUCUACGUCCACAGCUACCCAGACAGCGACACACCAACAACCUACCACAUCGACAUCCAGCAAGUAAUCACCGGCGGCAUCCAAGGCACCAAAGAAAGCCGCACGCUCGACUGGACAGAACGCGACCACACUGACAACAUCUUCGGCACGUUGCACGGCCGUUCGCGCCUGCUGGACGGUAAGAGUGAAGACGGCGCCGUGCGGCCUGCGCUCGAGGUGCAGACUAGUGUUGGUGAGGCUGAGGCUGAUGCUAAGGUUGGCAAGUUCUUGCAUGGGGAGAUCCUUGUUGAUGGGUCUAAGAGUGAGGGUUUCUCUGGGCAGGAUGGGGAGGGAGUUUUUAUGCAGAGUUUUGUGAGGAAUGAUUCUGCUGGUUGGACUGCUGAGCAGGUUUGGGGAUUUGAGAUUGUUGGCGGGGAGAGGCGCCAUACUCGUCGUGUUGUUGUUACUAAGGAUGGGAAGGUUGAGAUGGCUAGACUUGUUUAUUCUUUCAAGGCUAGACGGGUUGAGGAGUAG